CCCCAACAUUUAAAAAAAAAAAAAAAAAAAGUUCAAUAAGCUUUCGUUCGUAUGCUUCGCCGGACAAGAAAAUACACAGCAUCCUCCAUUCUUCUCUCGUCGCCUCCUCAGGCGAUUCCCGAUUACUCGCCGCCCACUUCCGUCGCCGGAUACCGUCGGACACCACAGAUUCGAUUCAGGUGCUUUCGUUCAACUGUGCCUACUCUCGAUUUUCCUUUUUCCCCUGUUGACAGCAUUUUUAAAUAAGCUUAGCCAAACACCCUCUUAGACGGUGUGGUUAGAUUUUGAAAAAACAAAAGAAAGCAAAAAUGGCGAAAGGAGGAGGCGGGCAAAACCUUCCAGCAGAUGUAACCCAGUUGAUCGACCAAUUGGAGCGUCACUGCUUAGCUCCCGAUGGAUCUCUCGUCUCCAAAUCUGUAUACAACGAUCUCCAACUUGCGCGAGAGGAAAUGUCGAGAGAAAGACUACGUUAUUUGGAAGCCAUGGCUAUAUACUGCGAAGCAAUUGGUAUGGUUGAAGAUCAUCAACAGGCUGUUUCAGUAGCCAAUCUUGGAGGCAUUCGAGAGACACACUCCUCCAAUCUUGGCCUAAAGAAUUCUCCUGAGGUAUACGAAGCACUUGAACAUCGAUUAGUUGUUGCAGAAGCUGCUCAGAGACUUAGACUUCCAUUAAUUUCAAAAGAUGGUGAAGUUCAUGAGGAAGAAAUUGAGAAAUUGAGUGGUUUUUCAAGUAACUACACAAACAUUACCCCUGAAUCUACAGUUGGUGGUGUUCCUAAUCGCUUUCUUGGAAUAACACCUGCUUAUUUAUGGCAAAGUCAGGUCCAACAUGCACCAUUACCUAUGGAUGUGGGAGAAUAUCAAAUGCCUCUUCUUCGUGAGAUUGAGAUCCGUUUAAAGGCUAAAUGUGACAAGUUGGCUGAUGCUUUUAUUGAUGAUUUGGAUUCAUCAACAGGAAGUCAAAAUUCAACUGCAAGGCUUCCAGAAAGGGUAAAGAUAAUGAUUGAGGAGAUUGAAAGAGAAGAAACAGCUUUACGUGAAGAUCUAUAUUCAGCUGACAGAAAGUUUGCAGAAUAUUACAAUGUGUUGGAGCAGAUACUUGGUGUGCUUAUUAAGCUUGUGAAAGAUUUGAAGUUACAACAUCAACAUAAAUACGAUGAACUGCAGAAGACUUGGUUGUGCAAAAGGUGUGAAACAAUGAGCGCCAAAUUGAGAGUUUUGGAGCAUAUUCUUCUGCUUGAGACUUAUACACAGGAAUCAGUCCCAGCAUUGCAUAAGAUAAGGAAAUAUCUCGUUGAAGCCACAGAAGAAGCUUCACUUGCAUACAACAAAGCUGUGACACGGCUUAGAGAAUAUCAAGGUGUUGACCCCCAUUUUGACACAAUCGCAAGGCAAUAUCAAGAAAUAGUGAAGAAACUGGAGAAUAUGCAAUGGACAAUUCACCAAGUGGAAAUGGAUCUCAACCGAUUACCCAGUUCUUGAAAUGAAUAAUUCGGUGAAAGAUGCCCAUUUGAGUUGAUGUUUGGAGUAUGGAUUUGUGGGUUUUGUGUAAAUGUGUGUAAAGAAAUAUGGAAGAAAGUAAAGAAUUCAGAUGGAGUGGCAUUCUUUAGAAAGAAAAAAUGGGAAGAAGGAAAGAAAUAUUUGUUGUGAGAUUCACGCAUUCUCUUAAUGGACUCUUGAGAUAUUUGAUAAAGUUGUUGAGAAUGAGUUCUGUUUGUUGUGUAUUCAAGAUUUUCAAAUGCAAAAGUGGAUUUUUUUUAGUAGAAAAGCUUAUCAAAGUUGCAUUAUUUUUUAUUUAAUAGUGUAAUAGUCUUGAUCUAAAAUUGACAUGAAUAGUACCUAAGAUUGUAGGUUGUACAUAGGAUUGUAAGAUUGUACAAUGAUAUGAUCCAAACAUAUUUAUUGUUUUGAAAUUUGUCCGUG
Molecule: messenger RNA, 1922 nt
Organism: Lactuca saligna
Lineage: Eukaryota; Viridiplantae; Streptophyta; Magnoliopsida; Asterales; Asteraceae
Source: the annotation of a GenBank genome assembly